Messenger RNA from Lactuca saligna, 1050 nucleotides. Lineage: Eukaryota; Viridiplantae; Streptophyta; Magnoliopsida; Asterales; Asteraceae. The record is from the annotation of a GenBank genome assembly.
AUGGAUUUUCUUCACAGACUCCUCAAUUUGAUUGCUCCUAUAGUAACCCUCAAUGCACUCUUCUUCCUCACUCCGCUUUAUUGCGUUUUCAAAGUUUUAUGCUAUAUCAAUCGUUCCAUUUCUAAGGAAGACGUCACCGGAAAAGUUGUAUUGAUCGUCGGAGCAUCUUCAGGAAUCGGUGAGCAUAUCGCGUAUGAGUACGCCAGAAGAGGAUCAUAUCUGGUCCUGGCUGCUAGAAGAGAGAAGAGUCUCCGUGAUGUUGCGGAAACCGCUAAGUUACUCGGUGCACCGGAAGCCAUCGCGAUUCCGACUGAUGUUUCCGAUAUUGAUGAUUGCAAGCGACUAAUCGACGAAACUAUCAAGCGUUUUGGACGACUAAAUCAUCUGGUGAAUUGUGCUGGGGUGACACCAAUGUGCAUGGUAGAAGAGAUAACAGAUAUCACAAGUUUCACAUCAGUCAUGGAUACAAACUUCUGGGGUUACGUGUAUAUGACAUAUCUUUCAAUUCCAUACCUGAGAAAGACGAAAGGGAAAAUUAUAGUAAUCGCUUCAUCUGCUUCAUGGAUGCCUGCACCUCGAAUGAGCUUCUACAAUGCAAGCAAAGCGGCAGUAGUAAGCUUUUACGAGUCAUUAAGGCUUGAACUCGGUUCGGACGUCGGAAUCACAAUCGUGACUCCGGGGUUGACGGAAUCGGAAAUGAGUCAAGGCAAAAUCAUGAAUAAAGAUGGGGAGAUGGUAGUUGAUCAGGACAUGAGAGAUGCGGAGAUGAGUAUUGUGCCGAUUGAGUUGGCGACGGCGUCUGCCAUGGCUGUUGUUGAUGGUGGUUGCCGGGGAGAUGUGUACUUGUCGGAGCCGAAGUGGAUCCAGACGACGGCGUAUUGGGUGGUGUUUUUCCCGGAGAUGGUGGAGUGGGUGAAUCGAUGGUUUUUAUGGGUGAAGGUAGGGGCGUCGCCGUUGGAUGCACCUAGCAAGAAGCUGUUGGAUGUGCCGGGACUGAGGCAUCUGGCGCAGCCGGAUUCUGUCAGAUCGCCGGAGAUAAAGAAAGGAUAA